AUGCCGAUCCUGAAAUUCAUGCCCCCGUACUUCAAAGGCAUCGCUGGCAACACGUAUCCGCUGACGGAGGCCGGACAGCGAAAAAUUUCCAACAAGCUCUUCGACACACUUCACAAAGAGAACAAGCGCUGGACCAAGAAGGAAAUCUGGCUCUUGCAAGAAUCCGUCUAUGAAGAAAUCCGGCGUAGUUUGUCGACGGAGUUGGAAACCAAGCGUCGGCUUCUUUCGGAAAAGAUCCGCAACUCUGGGCAAGAGACUUCACGCAAAUGCGUGACGCUAUGGAAGGACGAGGUGGCCCGAAUUGAUCUGCGGCUUAAUCACCUGCGUACGGCCGAUGUUUCGAAACUGGACUUGGAAGAAUCCUACGCGAAAAUCAACUGGAAUCGCAUUGCAAGCCACGUCUUUAACGGUAUCCGUUCUGCUAUGGAUUGUCGAUUGCGCUGGCAGAAUAUGUAUUCUCCGAAUAUUAACAAGCAACCAUGGAGCGAGGAGGAACUUAUUGCGAUGCCAUGGAGCAAUGAGGAAAAUGACCUCCUUCUUUAUCUGGUGGAUAAGCACAAGGGAAGAUGGCCGGAAGUGUCGAAGCACAUGAAGGGUCGCUGUGAAGUGGCCUGUCGUGAUCAUUUCGCGAUUGCCAAGGCUUUCGACAUGGAGCGUAAACCGGAAGAGCUGAGGGAGCGGCAUCGGCUAAUCGAAACCCUGGAAUCAUGGGUUAUGUUGGCCGAAGAGCAGCUGUUUGACCCGCAAAGGAGCCAAUACUUGGCCCAAAUUGAAGAAUUAGCUGGCAAACCUGAGGGCGUCCCGGAAACUCCGCAGAAGGGCCAAGCUGUCGCGGAAGAUCCGAAGGAGCCUGACGUGGCCGCAGAAAACCGCAAUGAUGCUGAGGGAAACGCACACGGCCUGGGCCAGGCUAUCGCGGAAGAUAAGAAAGAGCCUGAUAUGACCGCCGAAAACCCCAACGAAGCUGAUGCCAUCGCGCAGGUCCUGGACGAGGCUGAGGUCAUCUCGCAGGUCCUGGACGAGGCACUGAUCAUCGUCGACGACCCGGACGAGACUGAUAUGACGGCGGAAACGCCAAAUGACGCUGAGAUCACCUGGGAAGACCCGGACUCGACUUUCACCAUCGUGGAAGACGCGGAUGAAAAUGAUAUCAUCGCCGAAAUCUCCAGGGACACUGAGAUGAGCGCCAAAAGCCAGGGCGAGGCUGAAGCGAUCGCGGAAAACUCGGAGGACACGGAGCUGAUCGAGGCGAAGCCGAUGGAGAUUGACGAUAAGAUUGAGUCGCCC
Messenger RNA from Mesorhabditis spiculigera, 1287 nucleotides. NCBI's taxonomy places the organism in Eukaryota, Metazoa, Nematoda, Chromadorea, Rhabditida, Rhabditidae. The record is from the annotation of a GenBank genome assembly.